Molossus molossus (Pallas's mastiff bat) is the source of this 1088-nucleotide messenger RNA. RefSeq names its product coiled-coil domain containing 24 (gene CCDC24). The transcript is spliced from 9 exons. The coding region runs from base 161 to 961 and encodes 266 amino acids. NCBI's taxonomy places the organism in Eukaryota, Metazoa, Chordata, Mammalia, Chiroptera, Molossidae. The record is from RefSeq and is a predicted model, not a curated record.
UCUGGGAACUGGUGGAGAAGCACGUUCCGCUCCCAGAGCAGCCCGAAGUGAAGAGGAUUCUGGGGGAGACGACGGUGGACCUGAGCCUGGAGCUGCGGGCAGAGGUGGGGCGAGUGGGAAGGUGGGCUACGCCCAGGCGCGUCCCACGACUCAGGUGGUGAUGUUACGGUCACUGCUGCGGGAGGCUCGAUCCUCCCAAGCCCCUGGCUCCCACUCCACCUCCGACCCCUUCUCCCUUCUGGCACCACCGCCCCUGCUAAGAGACCUCGUGCGCCAGGAACUGCGGCAGCUGCUCCAAGGUCUCCGCCAGAAAGCCAUCUAUGAGGGCAGGGACCAGACCCAAGCCUGGGCCCAGUAUAGCCCCAGGGUCCUGCGCUUCGCCUUGGAGGAGCCCAGGUGUGAUUUUCCAGAACAGGAGAUAUUCCAGAUGAGAGCUAGUGAACCCAGCAGCAGUCACAGAAACCUCAGUGUCAUCAAGGACCAACUGAACGUGUCCAACAUUGACCAGGUUGCCCAGCACCUGCGGGGCCUCCUGGAGGAAGAGUGUCGCACCUUGGAGAGGGAGAUCCUCAUCCUGCAGCGCUGCUUGGAAGAGGAGUAUAGAGGGGCACCCAAGCCCUCUGAAGCAACCCUAGAGCCCACCCUGGCAGAGCUAAAGGAACAGAAGGCAGCCAUGCAGCAGGAGCUACAGACAACUCUGAGGCCUUCCUGUGUGUCCCCGAGCCACAGGCAGCGGCCCUUGGGGUCCUCCAGCCAGGGCCUCAGACCCUUGCCUUGCCUCUGUGGAGCUGCUGGAGUUCAGGCCAGGCCUCUCCAGCGCUACCUACCUGCUCCUCCUCUGGAACGCAGGCCUCAAGGCCUAGCUGCCAACUGCCGUUGGGGCCGGAAGCUUCAGUGCAGCCCGGGGAAAAGGCCAGCUUCCGCCUCAGUGUCCAGUGCAGUGCCCCACGCCCCGACCUGAUGGCUCAUCAUGAAGCCUCCAGAAAAGCCGGAUGAGUGUAGAACGUGCAGAGGUCUCAUCCCAGCCCCAACUCUUGUCUCUGGAGGACCCAGACAAAGCACAGUAGCAGCUCGGAGACAGGAAUAGA